AAAGAGUAAAGUAGUGUGUGAACUGUGUGGAAAGAAGAAAAAAAGCACACACGGAUGGGAAAUCAACUGUCCAUCGUCUCAAUCUUCCCUCCGCCACCGCUGCUCUCUCCAUAAUCGCCGCCCCUCUCCGCCUUCCCCUCCCUUCGGAACCAAAAAAGAAAUGGGCUGCACGGCGUCGAAGCUGGACAACGAGGACACGGUGCGGCGGUGCAAGGAGCGGCGCCGCCUGAUGAAAGAGGCCGUCCACGCCCGCCACCACCUCGCCGCCGCCCACGCCGACUACUGCCGUUCCCUCCGCAUCACCGGCUCCGCCCUCGUCACGUUCGCCUCCGGCGAGCCCCUCGCCGUGUCCCAGCACGCCCCCGCCGUCUUCCUCCGCACCCCCUCCUCCUCCACCGCCGCCGCCCCCAAACCUAGGCCGCCGCCGCCGCCCCCUCCUCAUCGCAGCCCCUCUCUCCACCCCCCUCCGCCGCCGCCCCCUAUGUCCACCGCCUCCUCCCACCGCCAAGAAAAACAACCGCCGGCGCCGCCGCCGAUGCGGCGGAAGAAGGCUCCCAAAGUGCCCCACAUCCUCUCCGACUCCAGCUUCACUUCUUCCCCACCACACGACUUCAAUUACAACGCGAGAGCUCACUCAACCUACUCCACCACACCCUCCCAGACCUCCUCCGUUUGGAAUUGGGACAAUUUCUACCCCCCUCCCUCUCCCCCGAGCUCCGAGCACUUCGAGCAGCUCCGCAACGCCAAGCACCACGCCCCCAAUUCCGACGACGAUCGCUACACCGACAACGAAAUCGACGACAGAGCCUCCAGCUUCACAUCCUACUCAAACGUGAGGGAUCACGACGAUCGCUACCCCGAUCAGGGCCACCAUUUCGACGACAGGGCCUCCAACUAUUCCUCGAUUUCGCGCUACUCCAACAACAGAGGCCCCCCGCCGAUGCAGAAGAAAGGGCAGAGCUUGAAACGGUGGGAGAGUGAGGAGGAGGAGGAGGAAACCGAGAGAGAGGAGGUGCAGUGCAGUGAAUGGGGAGAUCACGAUCACGAUCAUUACAGUAGCACCAGCAGUUCAUCUGGUGAAGAAGAAGAAGAAGACGACGAUGAUGAUGAUGAGAGGGAGGAUUUGAAGUCAAGAUCCGAUUUUGGGACUAGGUCCAAUCUUGGCUCUGUGAAAAACGAAUCCUCUGCCGCCGCAGCAGCCGCGGCCCACAAUCAUCACAAUAUAAAUUCCAAGUUCUCGAGCAAAUCGGAGAAGUUGUACGAGGAGGAAGACGGGAAGUCGUCCACGAGUUGGGGGGAUGGGAAUCACAAGGAGGGGAAUUUGGACAGGAGGAUCGUGGUGAGGCACAAAGACUUAGUGGAGAUCGUGGCAGCGAUCAGGGAGUAUUUCGAGAAGGCCGCUGCUUCAGGGGACCAGGUCUCCGAGAUGCUGGAAACCGGCAGGGCUCAGCUAGAUCGGAGCUUCAAGCAAUUGAAGAAGACAGUGUAUCAUUCUAGUGGAAUGCUAAGUAACUUGAGCUCUAGCUGGACAUCUAAACCUCCUUUGGCUGUUAAAUACCGGUUGGAUCCCAGUUCAAUCGAGCAGUCGGGUGAUUCCAAGAGUCUUUGCUCCACAUUGGAACGGCUCUUGGCGUGGGAGAAGAAACUGUAUCAAGAAGUGAAGGCAAGAGAAGGGGUAAAAAUUGAACACGAAAAGAAAUUGUCUACACUUCAGACCCAGGAAUACCGGAGUGAAGACCAAUCCAAUUUGGACAAGACAAAGACAUCAAUCAAUAGGCUUCAGUCUCUAAUUGUGGUGACAUCUCAGGCGGUGUCAACAACUUCGUCUGCUAUUAUUGGUCUGAGAGACUCCGACCUUGUCCCACAGCUCGUGGAACUCUGCCAUGGGUUUAUGUACAUGUGGAAAUCGAUGAAUCAGUUCCACGAGGUCCAGAACGACAUAGUGCAGCAAGUCCGCGGUCUCGUGAACCAAACAAAUAAAGGGGAAUCAACAUCUGAUCUGCACAGGCAGGCAACCCGCGAUCUUGAGUCAGCUAUAUCCGCGUGGCACUCCAGUUUUUGUCGUCUGGUGAAGUUUCAGAGGGAUUUUGUCUGCUCCCUCCACGGUUGGUUCAAACUCACCCUCAUCCCUGUGCAUUCCGAGACCAGCAACGGAGCCAGAGACCAAUCCCAGGUCUUCGCCUUCUGUGACGAGUGGAAACUCGCACUGGACCGCGUCCCGGACACCGUCGCCUCCGAAUCCAUCAAGAGCUUCAUCAACGUCGUCCACUCCAUAACCUCCAAGCAGACGGAGGAACUCAAGAUCAAGAAACGGACCGAAUCUGCAUCCAAGGAGCUCGAGAAGAAGGCCUCCUCCCUCCGGACCAUCGAGAAGAAGUACUACCACUCCUACUCCAUGGUCGGGAUAGGGCUCCCCGACGACAGCGGGCACGCCCUCGACGCGCGGGACCCGCUGUCGGAGAAGAAGUCUGAGCUGGCAGCCUGCCAGCGGCGCGUGGAGGACGAGAUGAUGAAGCACUCCAAGGCCGUGGAGGUGACGAGGGCGAUGACGCUGAACAACAUCCAAACCGGGCUGCCCGGAGUCUUCCAAGCCAUGACCAGUUUCUCUGCUCUGAUGACUGAAGCCCUUGAAGCAGUGUGCACAAGAUCUUACUCCAUUUAGAUAUGAAAAAGAACCCUACUUUAUUAAUCAAUUGUUUUUCUUGCUCAUCUGUUUUGAGUUUUGAGGCAAGUUUUUAGAAAUACAAAGGCUGGCAAAGUUAUUAUUUUUGUUUCACUUUUGAUCAUUGCUGUUGGAUUGCUGUAAUAUGUGAAUAUGUUGGAAAUUUUAGCUCAUUAUCAUAAGGAAGGCUUGUGUAUCAAUAAA
This is a messenger RNA of Salvia hispanica, 2866 nucleotides long. RefSeq names its product nitrate regulatory gene2 protein-like. NCBI's taxonomy places the organism in Eukaryota, Viridiplantae, Streptophyta, Magnoliopsida, Lamiales, Lamiaceae. The record is from RefSeq and is a predicted model, not a curated record.